Messenger RNA from Ectocarpus sp. CCAP 1310/34, 1179 nucleotides. Lineage: Eukaryota; Phaeophyceae; Ectocarpales; Ectocarpaceae. The record is from the annotation of a GenBank genome assembly.
AUGGCGCUCCCCGAAUGCAUUCAGCUUUCACUGACCAAGUGUUUCGUCGCCCUCGCUUCUGAGCGCGCAGGUUGCGAAACUAACACCGACUGCACCUCUCCGGAGAUAUGCUGUCCGGUGAAGAAGGUCUGCGAGUUACCCUUGCCCACCGACCCCACGGCUUGCGGUGACCCGCACAUGACCGGUUUCCACGGCCAGAAGUUCGACUUCACCGGCGACGAUGGAGAAUGGUACUGCCUAAUCUCGGACCUGCCGUCCAUGAACCUCAACAUGCGUGUGACGGCGCCGGUCCCUUCCAGACCGGACAUCACCUACAUCACCGGUAUCUCCCUCAUCACUCAGGAUGGAAAUGGCCUCGACCACAGCGUCGUCAUCACGGUCAAGGACCCGCACAGCCUGGAAAGUAGCUGCCCGGCCGGAGUGACCCCCUGCCUCGCGAACGGUGCGUUGAGCGUAUCUCUCGAUGGAAAAGAGGCCCUAUCCGCCCCCGGCGUGGUCGAGAUGGCUCCGAACAUGAAGGUCUCUGUGGUCAACCUUCCGGGCGCCUGCCGAUCGUUCGGGUUCGAGAAGUACUGGGAGCGGAAGAAGCUCGAGUACGCGCAGGCGGGCGGUCGCAGGUUGUCUAGUAAAGAUCAGGACAUGGGCGACUGGAUCCUCGGGGACCCCACCGCGACCAACAUGGCGGAGUGCACGGAGUACGUAGCUCGUCACGUAGUGGAGGGAGGGGAUGGGGGCUUGUUCGCCCACAAGUCCGAGCACGCUUCCUUCCAGAUCGUCAUGCCGAUCGCCACCGUCCGUCUCAGCCACGGACGGCUUCACCAGAUCGCACAAUACGGCCUGCCGGACCACUCAACUUGGCAGAUGAAUCUGGCCAUUGAUAGCGAUAGCGUCGGCGUCGGCGCACAGGGCGUCCUGGGAGAGACACUGGUACCGACUCGUGACGCUGACGGGGAGUAUGUCAUGCACGGUAUGGAGUCCAUUCGCGGGACCCAGGAAGAAUGUGAGUUGGCGCACAACGGUAUCGUUCGGCGGUGGAUGGGCAGCGGCAACAUUGAAGCCCCGCAAGCACGUCGGUUUGUCGAAGUGUCAGACCUCUACGAGUAUGAGAGAAGGAGAGGGCAGUCCACGUGCCAGGUUCAAAACAAUGAUGUGUUAUUCAAAUCCCUUUCGCAUGCCUGA